GGCGACGGGCGGCCGCUGUCGCUCCCUCCCCGCUGCUCUCCCGUUCUCCCCGCGGCCCCGGCGCGGCCGGCAGGACAUGGUACAAUUAAAUAACACUAUGAGCACCUGUCAGUCAAGAUAAAUGAAGAUAAACAGCUGCGACUACUAAAUUAAAAUCUCUGUAGGAGAGGAAUGGGAAAUGAUGCAGAACAGCAGUGGCAUUGGAAGAAAAGCAUGUUGAGAUGGACCUGAAGUGGAAUCCUGACAGAGUUUCUCAUCCAGGCUCAUCUGAAGACCAGGAAACUGAUUUGAAUUGGCAAAGCAACCCAAAUCCCAGUCUGCUGAUUAAAGAUGAUGGAGAGCUGCUUAUGGAUGAACAUCUUUCCCCCAGGAAACUGAAAAUUUUGGCAGGGGUAGAUGAUCUGCAGCAAGUGAAGGCCCUAGAGAUGCGAGUAGACACCAGAGAGAUCAGCUUGGGGAACUUUGGUGUGCAUCUGCCUAAUCUGAGAGAACUGAAGUUGAACAAUAGCUUGCUUGUAUCUGUGAGGGAUCUUGGAACAUCAUUGUCCCGUCUCCGUGUCCUGUGGAUGGCUCGGUGUGGGCUGCCAGAUUUAGAUGGGAUCUCUUCCUUCAGCUCUCUAAAAGAACUCUACAUUGCUUACAACAAUAUCUCUGACCUGAGCCAGCUGACCUGGCUGGAUCACCUGGAGGUUUUGGACCUGGAAGGGAACAAUAUUGAGGACAUCAACCAGGUGCAGUACCUGCGACUUUGUUGCAAGCUAAGCCACCUGACAGUGGAGGGCAACCUUAUUUGCCUGAAGCCAAAUGCAGAAUCUGCAGAGGACCCAGACUAUAAUUACAGAGCAGAAGUAAAAAAACUCAUUCCCCACUUGAAGUAUUUGGACGGGAUACCAGCAAGCCAGACUACUCUCCUUCCUUCCAAGAAGGUGCAUGAAGAUUCUCUAAUCAUCAAGGAAUCCAUCAAGGAAGGUGGUUUAGCCAAAGACAUUUCAUUGUUAGAUCCGUAUCUUGGGGAAGUAGCAAAGCAGUCUGAAUGCAGCCCAAAACCCCCAACAACUUCCAGACCUGGAAAUGCACAGAGUUCUGCUAAUGCAGGGACUUCUCGUGAUGCCAGCCUCUUGGGCGGUGGCUGUCCUCUUCCAGAUCCCACUGUUUUUCCUGAUAAGCUGUUCACAAAAGAUGACUCCAGUGAUUUGACACAUGGACUCCGCCAGGUUAUAUGUGGGAACCCUGCCAAGGCCCUCCAUGUGAGGAGGCAAAAGCUAGGUCCACCUGCUGUGAGGCCUUUGAAACCAUCUGGUCUGACGACAGAAAACCUUUGUGGCUCUGGAGGAGGAAGAGAUCUGCACCUGGAAAAGGUGUCCUCUGACCUGGGAGCAUGGAUGGAGCAGCACAAGGGGUGCCUGCAAACAGGUCAGCAAGAACAAGCCAGCCAAGCACUGAAGGUGAAUGAAGGUGAAGACUGGAGCCUGACUGACAGCUUAGGAAAUGAGUUGAGGGAGGCCUGUAAUGAGGACCUCAUUGAAAGGAUUUCAUUUGACUCUUCUUCCCGUUCCUCCUCAGGUUCAUCACAGGCUCAGGAGGAUGCAGUGUUCUCCAACACAAAACAUUAUCUAAUUCCAUCCCCUCCAAAAAACCCUUCACCUGCCUCUGCAGUGGAUGUUGCAGCAAGACCCUGGAAAACAAGGAUUCAUAGGGGCAUAAAAAUACCCAGCCAAGAGGAGGACAGACAGUGUACACAGAAAUGCUGGUCAAAGGCUCAUCAAGAGUAUUCGGCCCAGCCUCUGGACAAAGAACCCACUCUCCUGGGCCUGCACAGCACGAUGGCUGCCUCUGCAUCCCAAGGGCACUGCCAGCAUGUGGGCUGCACCAGCCAGCCAAGGCCCAUUCCAGGACCAGCAGCUGUUGGGUCACCAAGGAUCAGGCCCAUCAUGGAUGAGAGCCCUUCUAAAGAGAUCAACCACCAGCAUCCAGCUGCCUGCUCAUCCACAAAAGCCUUGCAGAGGUUCAGGCCAAUGAAUUCUGUUUGGCCCCUGACUGCCAGGUCCAUUCUGCAGUCAUUGCCACACAAAUCCAGUGCCACAAAAACAUCUCAGAACAGAAGUCCUCAGUCCUAGAAGGUACCCAGUUGCCAGCAUGUGUUGGAGCCAUGUACAUGGUGCAGCUGUGAAGGAUCAAUGCUAUCUUGCAGCUUCUGCAAGCUAAACACAGAGCAGUUCAAACAAUUCAUGUGAUUUGCCUCAAUUCACGAUACAGCUGGUCCACAAAUAUUUUAAGAGCAACCACUGAUCAACCAAUGAGCUAAUGAAUGUCUUAUUACAGAAAAAUAUGGUUAUUUUUGCAACCUAUACACACUAAAACAGAACAAAUCCUAUCAUACUUCCUCUCAUCCACACCAUGCCCAGCUCUGUGAGUCAGGCAGGGACAGCAAACAGAGCAGAGCAUGGAGCCUGCUGCCUGUGGAGAGGGCUGGAGGAGGUGACCUACCAGCAGCCAGCAGUGUGCCUUUUGCAGUCCUGGAUGUUAAACAUGUGAGGGCCAAAACCAAGGGCUUGAGAGGAAGUGUUGACCAGAGCAGGCUCUGAGGGAAGGGUGUGUUGCCUGAGGAAAAGCCCAGAAAGGCUGGAUGAUUUGAAAGUUUAUGCCCCCACAGGAGCUCACCCUAUUCACAGGCAUUGGAGGUUCUUGUAGGAUGCAUUGCUAUGGGAGCAAAUGCUGAACAAGUGGCUUAUCCCAAUAUUAACAUGUUUGUUUGCUCCAUAGCUACCUGGAAGGAUUUGUCUCACUUCCUCUGAAUAGACAUUGCAUUCCAGAACUUCCCCGACAGAGCUGACUUCUGUCACCAGGUGUCAGAGCAUCCUCUGCAUGUGCCUUUUACCUCCAUCCCAUUUCUAGCUUUCUCAGAUCAAAUAGACUUUCCAAUUUGUUAUAAUUGGAUAAUUUUAAGUGAUGAUGCAGCAAAGCAGGGAAGUAAGGGAAUAAUCUCAUUUUUUAUUUCAAUAGGGCAUUUGCUUCAUGUUCAGGUAAGAUCCAAAAUAUCUGUUUUAGUGACUGCAGUCUGUGAGAUGCUGUUCCAAAUGACUGUGUCUUUCAACUUUAUUGAUGUUGCAGUCUGAAACCAUGCAUCAUCACAUUUUUUCCAGUUUAAAUUACUGUGUUAGAUUGCAUUUUUUAAAUCAGUUUAUAAAA
Molecule: messenger RNA, 3189 nt
Organism: Melozone crissalis (California towhee)
Lineage: Eukaryota; Metazoa; Chordata; Aves; Passeriformes; Passerellidae
Gene: LRRC56
Product: leucine rich repeat containing 56
Exons: 14
Coding region: 222-2117 (631 amino acids)
Molecular function (GO): protein binding
Source: RefSeq, a predicted model, not a curated record